Messenger RNA from Ctenopharyngodon idella (grass carp), 1424 nucleotides. RefSeq names its product zinc and ring finger 2a (gene znrf2a). Lineage: Eukaryota; Metazoa; Chordata; Actinopteri; Cypriniformes; Xenocyprididae. The transcript is spliced from 5 exons. The coding region runs from base 228 to 770 and encodes 180 amino acids. The record is from RefSeq and is a predicted model, not a curated record.
GGAAGCAUCAGCAGAUCACGUGAUCUUGGCGUCACUCUGUUUGAGUUUGCGGUGUGCUCUACAGGAUUUACUCACAUUAUCUUUGGGAAGUGUGAAAAGUUGUUUGGUCUUGGCGCUUUUGCGCGUUUAAUAUAUAUUUUGCGUUUAUCGGUUUUUAUUUAUUGCUUUUUGAGGCUGCAGGCUCAGUUUGUGGCUCCUAGGAUUUUUAAAGACUGAUAUUAUAAAGAAUGGGUCCGAAACAGAGCAGUCCAUCUGUGGGUGUUCGGGUCAGGUCUUACUCCGGUUCCGAUAUGAACAGCGGGAACGCUCGAGCUGCGGUUCUGCGCUAUUACGCGGGCGGUUCGACUGGACAGAUCGGCGAACGGGUCCAGUAUUCACCGCACAGACCCAGUUCAUUCAUCCAGAGCGCUAUUAUCCCGACCAGCGGCCGGAGAGAUGAGACAGACGGACAGCGAACACUGCUGAUCGGCUCUUUACCUGCACACCUGACGCCUCACCUGCUGGGCGCUGGAUUCGACUGUCCCGUCUGCUCAAAGUUUGUCUGCUCUGAUGAAAUAGAUGUUCAUUUGCUCAUGUGUUUUUCCAAACACAGACUCUGUUAUAAUGAUGAUGUUUUAUCUCAGGACUCUGGUGAGUGUUCGAUAUGUCUGGAUGACAUGGUUCAGGGGGACACCAUCGCUCGACUGCCCUGUCUCUGUGUCUACCAUAAAGGGUGUAUUGAUGAAUGGUUUGAGGUCAGCAGGUCGUGUCCAAAACAUCCUACAGAUUAACAUUCAGACAGAUAUUUUGAGUAAAGAAGAGCAGCAAAAAAGGGCUCAGCUGAUAUUUUCUCCAGGAUCUGAGCAGCUUUGACACUAGAUCAUGAAUCCAUCACCAACUGAAACCUUUAAUAUGGACCUAAAACCUGCUAUGCCUAAUCUGUAUGAAAGCAUGUGUAUACUUUGCACAGUUCUGUUAUCAGGCCUGAAGGCUGUUUAACAGUAAUCAAGCUGCCAUCUUUACCCAUGAUGCUUUUUAGAGAUCAGAUACUGAACUACAGUAUUACUGCUUCAUGUCCAGAAACACAGUGGUUUCAUGAUCCAUCACAGUUUGAAUGAAUGUAUUUUUUCCAACAGGACUUUCUGGUGAACUGUUAUUUAAUGGAAGAGUUUUGUUUUAAUCUAUAGAGGAAGAUAAAUGAGAUUAUUUUUUUGUACACUUUUAAUUUUUGCAAAUACUUUACAAGAAAUGCAUCUUUUAAUGGUUAUUUGUGUGUUUACUGAUAUGAUGUCUUUGUGCUGUAAUUUUUUUCAAUGUGUUGCUGUGUAUAUAACGGGUACUUGUGAUGAACAAAAUCAUGUAUAAUAAUCUCUAUAAUAUUCCCAUGAGUUAUCUCUUCAAGCAUAAAUCCGUCAUUAUAAAUUAAAAGGGCUCUGGGAUGUAAA